This is a messenger RNA of Megalops cyprinoides (Indo-Pacific tarpon), 6071 nucleotides long. It is a transcript of the gene eif2ak3, whose product is annotated as eukaryotic translation initiation factor 2-alpha kinase 3. Gene Ontology annotation, biological process: protein phosphorylation. Lineage: Eukaryota; Metazoa; Chordata; Actinopteri; Elopiformes; Megalopidae. Gene Ontology annotation, molecular function: protein kinase activity; protein binding; ATP binding. The record is from RefSeq and is a predicted model, not a curated record.
UAUGGUGCCCUAGCGGCUGUUUAUGUUUACGCUAAGGAAAGACGUGGGGAGGGGGAAAACAGGAGCAAUUCCUUUAAACGACAAAAUCCGUUUAUACUUUUAAACAAUAUUUUCUACCCCUCGCUAGCAAUAUCGGGUUUUCUACACUAAUGUGCCAUUCUCACAAAUGGAAAAGGGGUUUCAGUUUGGAAACGUGAGCAUUUCGCUUGUGCUCCUGUUGUUGUUGAAAGCGCUGACCGGGACUUCUCAAACUCAAAGCUCCGCCGGGAGGGAGCCCGAAUCCGCCGCCGCCCUGGGCUCAGAGACGGCCGAAGAUGGUGCUGAUGUUAUGGAGCGGGGCUUGGAAAGUGUCGGCACUCCCGUUCCCGGGGAUGUAACUGUGGAAGACGACGAGAACGGGGCUGCCGGAGAGGGCGACAAGUCAUCCGAGCAAAGUGAAGGAAAUGGCAACCUGCAAAGGUCCCUGGUGAUCAUCAGUACGCUGGAUGGCCGCAUCUCGGCGCUGGACCCCGACAACCACGGCCGCAAGCAGUGGGACCUGGACGUGGGCUCGGGCUGCCUGGUCUCCUCCAGCCUCAGCAAGCCAGAGGUGUUUGGGAAUAAAAUGAUCAUCCCGUCGCUGGAUGGGGCGCUGUUCCAAUGGGACAGGGACCGGGAGAGCAUGGAGGCUGUGCCCUUCAGCGUUGAGUCACUGCUGGACUCCUCCUACCGCAUCAGGGAGGACACGGUGCUGGUGGGAGGCAAGUCCCUCACCACCUACGGCCUGGGGGCCUACAGUGGCAAGCUGCGCUACAUCUGCUCUGCGGUUGGCUGCAGCCGCUGGGAGGAGGAGGAGCCAGAGCCUGAGGAUGUGCUUUUACUGCAGAGGACCCAGAAGACUGUGCGCGCUGUGCGGCCUCGCAGUGGCAGUGAGACGUGGAACUUCAGCGUGGGCCACUUCGAGCUGAAGUUCGUGCCAGAGUCACAGCCGGGGAUGAACUUCCUGGAGGCGGAGCUGGCGAGCGGGGAGGCGUGGCGCGAGGCGCGGAGGGACAGCCGGCGCGUGAUCCGUGAGGAGGAGGAGCCACGUGCUGAGACACGCGACCUGGUCAUCAAGGUGUCCGUCCCCGACUGGAAAGUCAUGGCUUUCAGCAACAAGCCAGGGGGGCAGCUGGUAUGGGAGCAUCAGUUCUGCACCCCCAUAGCCUCAGCCUGGCUGGUGCAGGGUGGGAAGGUGACGCCCAUCAGCCUGUUCGACGACACGCCUUACACAACCCGGGCAGCCGACUCGGCUGAGGAGGAGGAGGAGAUCGUGGAGGCCGCACGGGGCGCCACAGAGUCCAGCGUGUACCUCGGUAUGUUUCGGGGCCAGCUAUACCUGCAGUCUUCUGUGCGGAUCUCAGAAAAGUUCCCGACUAAGCCCAAAGCCCUGGACAGCCGCGGGUCAGAGAGCAGCAUCAUCUCCCUGCCCACUGUCAAGUGGAAGCCGCUUAUCCACUCCCCCUCCCGCACGCCAGUCCUUGUUGGCUCUGAGGAGUUCGACAAGUGUCUGAACAAUGACAAGUUCUCCCAUGAGGAGUAUAGCAACGGGGCCCUGUCUGUGCUGCAGUACCCCUAUGAUAACGGCUACUACUUCCCCUACAGCAAGCGGUACCGGGGGCGGCGAGAGUCUGCAGUCAGCCUGCAGCGGGGGGAGGGGGCUGGGGAGCUGCGCAGGAAGGACCCUGUGCUGCUGCUGCCCUGGUGGAAGGAGAUCCUGGGCACCAUCGUCUUCUGCAUCGCCGCCACCACCUACAUUGUGCGCAAGUUCUUCCACCCACCUGCUGCGCAUGUCCGACAGCGCAAGGAGUCCGAGACGCAAUGCCAGACAGACGGCAAGUUGGAGCUGGCGGCAGAAGACCCAAAGGAAGUGGUUGUCACGGAGACCCAGCGCAGCGACUACGUGUCCAGGUACCUGACAGACUUUGAACCUGUACAGUGCUUGGGCCGCGGUGGUUUUGGUGUGGUGUUCGAGGCACGUAACAAGGUGGAUGACUGCAACUAUGCCAUCAAGAGGAUCCGGCUACCCAACAGGGAGCUGGCUAGAGAGAAGGUGAUGAGGGAGGUGAAGGCCCUGGCAAAGCUGGAGCACCCUGGCAUCAUCCGCUACUUCAACGCCUGGCAGGAGAGCCCGCCCGAGGGCUGGCAGGAGGAGAUGGACCAGCGCUGGCUCAAGGAUGCCAGCACCACAGACUGGCCGCUCAGUUCCCCUGACCACAUGGAGGCACUGUCCGUCAAGGUGCCAGUCUCCAAAGCCAUGUCCCCAGGCUUCUCACCCACUCUGGGGGCAGCAGGGGAAGCCACGGACAGCACGACUGCAGGACGGCCGUCCUUCAGCCCCCUGCUGUCCUCCUCUGAGCCCUCGGCCCCCUGGGACAAGGAGUGCGGCGCUGCCUCCGGAGGGCCCCCGCUGGCAGACAGCUUUAUGUCGGAACGGGACAGCCAGGCCGAGUUGGAGGCCUCUGACUCACCCCAUUCUUUCGAGUUGUACCCGGCCCGUGGCCCCCUGGCGACCUGUACCUCGUCCUCCUUCGACAUUGUGUUCGAGGACUCAGGCUGCGAUGAUGCCUCUGAGCCAGGUGAGGCAGGGGGCUCAGGCACGCCCACGGAGAGGCCUGACUCCGCCUCCCACCCCACCCAUGAGCCCGGCCUGUCUUCCUCCCCACCUCGCCCCACCUCCCUCAGGUUGGCCCCUGGCCCUGACCCGGCGGCCCCACCUAUCCCAAGGCCCCGCCCACUAGCCUCCCCCAAGGUGUACCUAUACAUCCAGAUGCAGUUGUGCAGAAAGGAGAACCUGAAGGACUGGAUGGCUCAGCGCUGCCUCCCCGAACAGAGGGAGCAUGGGGAGUGCCUGGCCAUCUUCCUGCAGAUCGCUGAGGCUGUCGACUUCCUGCACAGCAAGGGCCUCAUGCACCGUGACCUGAAGCCGUCGAACAUCUUCUUUACACUGGAUGACGUGGUGAAGGUGGGGGACUUCGGGCUGGUGACGGCCAUGGACCAGGAGGAGGAUGAGGACGAGGCCAGUGCUCUGACGCCCAUGCCCGCCUACGCCCCUCAUACAGGCCAGGUGGGCACCAAGCUCUACAUGAGCCCUGAACAGCUGUCUGGGAACUCCUACUCGCACAAGGUGGACAUCUACUCGCUGGGCCUGAUCCUCUUUGAGCUGCUGUGCCCCUUCCGAACACAGAUGGAGAGAGUGCGGACCUUGACAGAGGUGCGAAGUCUGCAGUUUCCUCCGGUUUUUGCCCAGAACAACAUACAGGAAUUGAUGAUGGUGCGCAGUAUGCUGUCUCGCAGUCCAAGUGAGCGUCCAGAGGCGGCAGAGAUCACAGAGACAGCUCUCUUCCAGGAGCUGGAGGUGCCAUGCAGGCUGGCCGUGAGGCAGCGUUCCCGCACCUACAGCUCUUCCUCUGCGGGACGGCCCACCCGCCAGACCAGCUCCUGAGGGCUCUGCCCCCACCGCUUCAUCACCAGCGACCGCUUUUGACCCCACCCCCAAAUACUGCCGGCCAGUCCCACAGCGGCCUCCAUGACCCCACCCUCAAAUACUGCCAGCCAAUCUCACAACCAUCCUUACAGCCCUACUCCCAAAUAUUGCUGGUCAAUCCUACUGCAACCUCCCUGAUUCCACCCUCAAAUAAUGCCAGCCAGUCCUGCCUCCAAAUACUGCCAGCUGAUCACCCAGUUAUCCAGCCAUUCCCAUGACCCCACCUUCUAGACAUUGCUGGCCAAUCAUUCAUCUGUUCCGAUGAUCCCCACCCCCUAGACACGGUUGGCAAGCUGAUCCCACAUACUAUAACCCUGCCCCUGUCUGGAGACUUGCAGUGAACCUUGGGGAGGAGCUUUCUUAUGCAUUAUGGACAGGCUUUUAGCCCUCCUCCACCCACAUCCUAGCUCCUCCCACACUCAGCCAGACCCAAUCACUAUGUCCCCCAAGUGGCCAUGUAACUGUUGCCACCUGCUAGCAGACCAAGAUCUAUUCCACCCUCCACCCCCUGUCAGUGUUAGCUCAUUAACGUUGUGAUGUCACACCUGGCCUUCGAAAGAGAAGAGUCCGCCCUGGCCCCCAGAGGGGUGAGAACCGGCCUGAAACGUAGGGAGACCAAAAAUCAGAGCCAUCCAGAGAGAGACUGAGGGAGAGGCACUGCACGCACAGCCCAUGUCCAACCUGCCUUGCAUCGCAGACACCCUUUUCUGCCGCUCUAGUGACAAACUUGCUUUUUCUGCAUGUCUUUAGGGGGAGGGGCAAAAGCACGACUCAUGCCAGCUGACUUUGGGAUCGUUUUUUUAUAUGGCUUUGUUAUGCUUGUGGGUUCUUUCUACUUACCCAUUCAUUUCUUCCUCCCUGAUCGUGUAAAUAGCUUAAAGACUGGUUACCUUUUUGUAUCCUAAAUCGAAGGGCAAGCUUUAUCAAUCGUGUAUAUAGCAUUUCAUCUCCUGAUCUGAUACCACAGAGGUGCUGUUGAUGGUAUCAUGGUUUGCGUUAAUACGGGGCAUUUCGUGGAUAACCAUAGUGUUAUCUCUGUGAUGGUGCAAUGUUUCUGAAACUAAGGGAAGCUUGGCUGCAUGGAUUUCUGUCUAGGGGUUGAAAAAUGAAAAAAAGCAAUGCUACAGGCAGUGUACAAAGUUAAGUGUGCUCUACCUUAAAGCAGGCUUGGGUGAUCUCCGUGUUUGAAAGCGCUUCGUGCUUUUUUUUACGCUAACAAGGGAAUAUACAGUAGCUAAAUAUUUUGUAGCAAAAAAACACUGAUCAAAUUAUGUAGUGGUUAUAUUUUUGGGGUCUAUGUUCAUUUGACAGCAUGUCUGUGAGGGUCCUUUCCUUGAAGAAGUGUCCAAAUGUAAAUGAAAUAUGACUCUCUGAAAGCGGGUGAGACACAGCCGAAUCGAAUUUACCAAGCGUACUCCAAACCAAAAAAAGAGCUUUCUCCAUUUUCACUUCUUGCCAUUAGGUGUGAGUAAGUUUUCGUAUGGAUUUUUAGAGCGUUUCAUAGCAGAGGUCUGUGUGUGUGAGCGAGCUGGGACUCCCAGGUUCUCCAAGACCUUGGACAUGAGGCCGAACCCCCGUUCCCUGCCUUUGAUGAACCCAAAUGCUGGCCUCCACCCCUGAUGAUCCAUUCUGCCUGUGCUCUGGAAGCGGCUGCAGGUGCCCGUUUGUGUAACGUUCAGAUUCUGUGAUGGAAUGGGGUCUAUUUGGGCCAGGACUGUGGCCUGCCAAUCACAUCUGAGGCUGGACAGGUGACUCAGGGACCCCCUGGGGUUUACAUGCAACACAAGGAAAUGAACCAAUAAAUGCUCACGUUGAUGUUCUUAUUCUAAGCAGAAAUGCAGGGACAAGAGAGAGAGCAGGUCCUGGCAGAUUAUUGCUAACAUACAGAUCUCCCAAAUUCAUGGGAUGCACAACGUCUCCCUCCCUUCCCAGAAGAGGAGUGAAAGCAGGAGGGAGGGGGAGGAAGCACGCCUGACUUCCGAGGCUAAUUUUUGGAGUCCUCUCCACUGUGGACCACACAGGCGGCGUGCAUUCCUCUGCCAUGUUGAGUUGGAUGUGUGAUACAGUUUGCAUGUGGUCUGGGUUGUUGUGAAGGUGAUACAUUAUCUGAAGGGGUUUUCAAAACAAAGAAGAUGUCUAUCCAUCCGGGGAGCCAGGAAGCUGGUGCAAUACAGGGGAAGGGAGUUUUAUGAUAGCCGUUACUUCACAUAAGCCCACUAGAAAGGUGAAUCAAGAGGACCCUGAUUCUGACCAGUCUCUGAUAAACAAGCCUUUCAUUUCAAAUCAAAGGGGCUUUUUAUUGAGUUAAUUUUGGUUGCUGCAGCCUCGCUAAAGCCAUUUUGGACCUUUCUGUUAGAGUUCUGAUACUCCCACUUCUGUAUGACACAAUAAACUUACUGAAAAUGGAUUUCAUGUAGUUUACUUAUAAAGAAAAAAAAAGUUUUCUGGUUUUCUUCAUUGGUUUUAUUGUUCAUGCUCCACUUUGCUCCUUUGGCAGUCUUGGGUAACGCUCUGCAUCACAAAUCCGUCCCUCCCUGUAAUCAAGUUUGUGUCUAUAAGCACAAUC